UAGAACAGCAGUAAAACAUGAAUUUCAAGUCAAUAUAGAUAUUAUAAACUCAAGUAUUGAUAGCCAUGCAGAGGAGGACUGGUUUUGUAAGAUGAAGCAUUCACCUAUGAGAAAACCCAAUAUUCAUUUCAUUUUGAUUUUUUAUUGAAAGAAAAUAUUUAUAUAUAUAUAUAUAUAUUAAGAAUAUAAAAAGCAUUUAAUACCAUUUAAAAGUUUGUUUUUUGUUUGAUAAGAACCAAAUAGUCAUCUCAAUUGAAGAUUGGAAAGUUCCUAAAAGCUAGAAACUAAUCUAAAUUCUAAACUAGGCCAUGAUCUCUUGCUUAGCCUGCUGUUUCCUGUUGGCCUUUUAUUCAUGACUCUAUAUCUUAUCUCUUACCAACUUAUCUAGAGGAAACCAAAAAAGUUACGCAACAUUAAAAUACAACAACUUCAUUGUUCCCCUCAAUUGUUAACAGAUUUUCAUCAAUCAAGGUUCAACAAGCUAAUCAUUCUUUUAUGCAGUAAAAAAAGGUCAUCAAUCGACACAAUUUUAAGUUGAGGUAUAAUCCACCUUAAAAUCUUGGCAAAGCAGUUGUUGCUGGACUUUCUUCAAAAAACUGCAAUUAUAUACAUAUAGGACUGUUGAAAUUCAAUUUUCAGAAUAGUGUAUUUUUGUACUACUAGUUUGGGUCAAAACUUAAAUUACUUUCUUCUGGAUUGUAAUCCACUUGCUAUCUUUCGGUAACCAUGAGUCAAAAAAAAAAAUCUUCUGGUAACCAUGAGUAACGACCAAGCCUGAGAUCAAGGUUCUCUGUUGCUUCCUAACAUUUAUGAUUUGUAGCCAACAACCCAUUAUCUACCUUAUAAUUACUACAAUAGAAUUGUGGUAUCUAGCUAUAUGUCAGCAUUGAGCCGCGUUAACAAUACGGAGAAAACAUGUGACAUGUCUAAUGGAUGUCUACAAAAAUAUGAGUAUGCAUAAACCAAGCAUUAAGUUUAACCGAGCCAUCACAUUUGACUUCCAAGAGGGUAAUCUAUUAGCCUUUCAUUUAGAAGGUGGGGCAUAUUAUAUUAACACUCUUAUUGAAGUUGUUGAUCCUUAAUAUAAAGAGACAUCCAGGAAAAUACCAUAUGAUCUCUCAUCUCAUGGACCCCAUUCUUUAACAAUUAUUUCUCAAAAAAAUUGGAUUUCAAUAAACUCUUGAAGACUAUAAAUACGCUAUUUUCCUUCAUAGAAACCACAAGUCAUUCGCAAGAUCAAAAGAUACAUACAGUUUUCUUGAAUUUGAGAGCUUUACUUUGUUCUUUGACACAUUUAAAAUGGGCUUUCGUUUACCUGCUGCUAUUAGACGGGCUUCAUUUAACAGUAGCCAAACACCAUCAAAAAUCGCAAAUGUACCAAAAGGGUAUCUUGCAGUGUACGUUGGAGAGGAAAUGAAGCGGUUUGUGAUCUCCAUGUCAUACUUGAACCAACCUUCAUUCCAAGAUUUGUUGAGUCAAGCAGAGGAAGAAUUCGGAUAUGAUCAUCCAAUGGGUGGCCUCACAAUUCCUUGCGCAGAAAAUGUUUUCUUGCAUAUUACUUCUCACUUCAAUGGGCUAUAAAUCUAAAACUGCAGAAGAAUGGAAUAAUAGUGACAUUUUGUACAAUAGGCAACAUUUAUACUUGUAAAUAUUUUCCUUUUCAAUUAUUGGGUAUGAUUGAACAUACUCAAUAACAUUAAUUUACUCUCUUUUAUAUUUUUUAAUCAUAAUGGCACAAUGUUUCAACAACUCAA
Cicer arietinum (chickpea) is the source of this 1754-nucleotide messenger RNA. The record is from RefSeq and is a predicted model, not a curated record. Lineage: Eukaryota; Viridiplantae; Streptophyta; Magnoliopsida; Fabales; Fabaceae.